This is a messenger RNA of Tricharina praecox, 1143 nucleotides long. Its product is annotated as putative NADH-ubiquinone oxidoreductase 24 kDa subunit, mitochondrial. Gene Ontology annotation, molecular function: NADH dehydrogenase activity. NCBI's taxonomy places the organism in Eukaryota, Fungi, Ascomycota, Pezizomycetes, Pezizales, Pyronemataceae. Bases 66 to 977 code for a protein of 303 amino acids. The transcript has 5 exons. The record is from RefSeq and is a predicted model, not a curated record.
AGGACAUCACCAACUCUCGCCUCUACCUACCAAUCUCCCCUCAUCCACCACCAAACGCCAUAACCAUGUCGCUGAGGCUCCCCACCCGUCUUCUUCUGUCCGGAACUCGUCGACGGGUUGUCGCCCUUCCUGUUCGGAAAUUAACCCGCGCCUUCUCGGAAUGCGGCGUUCGACGAUCGGAUGCUCUCCAGGUGCACAGAAACACACCGGACAACAAUCCCUCGAUCCCCUUCAAGUUUACCGAACAGAACCUUCGCCUCAUCGAUGAGAUUCUGAAGCGCUACCCGCCGCAGUACAAGAAGGCGGCGACUAUGCCGCUGCUGGACCUGGGUCAGCGCCAACAUGGAUUCUGCUCCAUCUCGGUCAUGAAUGAGGUGGCGAGGCUUGUGGAGAUUCCGCCGAUGAGAGUUUACGAGGUCGCUACUUUCUACACCAUGUACAACCGUGAGAAAGUCGGAAAGUACCACCUGCAGGUGUGCACGACCACACCGUGCAUGCUCCAGAACUCGGACGCGGUCAUGAAGGCGAUCACGGAGCAUCUCGGCAUCACCCCCGGCCACAGCACCGAGGACGGCGUGUUCACCUUCUCCGAGGUUGAAUGUCUCGGCGCCUGCGUCAACGCUCCCAUGGUCCAGAUCAACGACGACUUCUACGAGGACCUGACGGCCGAGUCGGUAGUGCAGCUCCUGAACGCGCUCAAGGCCGCCGCCGACUCCCUGCCGAAGCAGUUGCCGAUGUGGGAUGAGCCCGCGCCGACGGGCGCCACCAACGGAAAGGGUACCGGUGCCGAAACGGGCAAGGACGCCGGUGUCAAGUCCGGCAAGGGCAUCAACACAGGCAAGGGACGCAAGGUCGGCGCCGUACAGAUUCCUCCUCCCGGACCCCUCAGUGGUCGGCAGACGUGCGAGAACAGCGCGGGUCUCACCAACCUGACGAGUCGCAAGUGGGGGCCGGAGGUGUUCAGGAAGGACUUGUAGAUGGAUGUGCGAGGGCGCGGAGAGGCGGACCUGUGUAUAGACAAUUGAUGGCCAAUGUAUGCGCAAAAUAAUUGGGCAGGGCAUUCAUGUCUCUCGUGUCUUGGGACCCCUCACAAUGGGAGGGCUCGGGCUGCAUAUCAAUUGCCAAACGCUGCCAUUGCCAUCU